Molecule: messenger RNA, 2223 nt
Organism: Chroicocephalus ridibundus (black-headed gull)
Lineage: Eukaryota; Metazoa; Chordata; Aves; Charadriiformes; Laridae
Product: ovocleidin-116-like
Exons: 4
Coding region: 25-2223 (732 amino acids)
Biological process (GO): biomineral tissue development
Cellular component (GO): extracellular matrix
Molecular function (GO): extracellular matrix protein binding
Source: RefSeq, a predicted model, not a curated record
UGUGCCCCCAGGAGCUGCCCAAAGAUGCAAACAGCCCUCCUUUGCUUGUGCCUGUGCCUGCUCAGCACGGCCCUCUCGACACCCGUGCCACCGCCACUGCCUGGGAGAGCUGUUGGGAACUGUGUGGGACAACACCGGAUACUGCUGAAAGGCUGCAAUGCCAAGCAUGGCUUCUACGUUUUCAAAUAUGUCUAUUCAUUUUCAACGAGGAGGAACCAAACGCAGAUAAAGAAGGAAGAGGCUGACAGCCAAAGCGUCGACCCCGGCCGCCAGCUGGGCGACUACAAUGCCAGGCCGGGGCCGACGGAGGAUGGGGCAGCGCCGGAGCAAGGUGACAAUGACAGCACUGAUGUGAUGGAGAACGGGACCGGCCUCAAGCCCGAAAACCGCAGCGUCACAGGUUUUGGUGGGGAUGUUCUCAGUCCUCGCCCAGGCACCAGCACGCGAGCGCGUGGUGGUGUCGGUAUCGCAGGUCCCACCCCUGCCAGCUCGGAGGGUAGCGGCGACCUGGAUUUGGUGGUUGAAGUCGAAAGCAGUGUUUCCACUCUCCCCCAGGGCUCCGGUGAGGCCAUGGCAGGGAACAGGUCUGAUGUUAGGAGUGAAGACCGGGAGGAUGGUGCCCCCAGGGGCAUUCCAGUGGAGGGGGCCAUGACAGCCGGGAGGGAGAGGGCACCCACCACUGGAGGGGCUGGGGACGAGGGUAGUGGCGAGGCCACCAUACCUGGCCAAGGGCGGGAGGGCGUCAUGCGGGGCACAGGGACAGGAGGUGCUGCUCUCACCUCUGUCACUGAGAAGAUGGAGAACGUCCAAGUUGACACCAAAGGUGUGGGUGAAUAUGCUUACAUCCCUGACCCAGGCAGCGUCACUGUCACCCAUGGGAAGGUGGGUAGCACAGUGGGGGACACCAGCUUCACCCAGAUCUCUUCGGACAAGGACGACGAAGUCAACAUCUUCAUUGGGAGGGCCAACAUCCAUGUGGGGGAGCAGGAAAACACCCAGGCUGGUGCCACUGUUGGCAGCGAGAAUGACAACAUCUCCACUGCAGGAACCAGCAGUCCCUUGCCCAGGGUGCGCGUCACUGCAGCACAUGAUAGCAAUGACGAUGAUGGCAUCCCUUCUCACAGGCAGCCUGAAGUACCGGCCACCACAGCCACCCCAAGGCACAGGGACAGCACCAGGAGCAGCCCUGGGGAUGGCCAUCCCACAGGAGAUGAUGCGGAUGGUGCCACCACCAUUGGUGACAGAGAAGAACCAGUGUCUCCCAGCCCCUGGAAGGUCACUGGUGGUGAGGGGACCAUCCCCGUGGAGGCUGGCAUCCGUGAGAAAGGUGAUGAUGAGGCAAGAGGUGAGGGGCAGAGGUUUGAGGAGAGGCCAAGCCGCCUGGCUGUCACCACCCCCCGCCAGGGGGGUGCAAAGGAUGCUGCUGCCACUGUCCCAGCCAAGGGGGCCAGCAUCCACCUGGGCACCACCAUGGCAUCCCCCGGGGUGAGCGAGGACAACUGCAUCACCACCCUGGGGACAGCCAGCAGCCGCAAGGCAAGCGAGAGUGCCAUGGUGGGGAGAAGGGGGAGCGGGGAAGUGGGGCCAGCCACCCCCCAGCCCCACAGGGAGAGAUGGCCUGGGGCGGGGACAAGGGUCCAGGUGGGUGGAGCAGGGAUGGAGAAGACACCCAGGGUGGACAAAGCGCCAUCCCCACGUGGGAAAGCUGGCAGCCAGGCAUCAAGUGGGGCCCAGGUGAGUGCUGGCAGCCGUGGCAGUGAUCCCGCAGGCAGGCCACGUGCCACCGAAGCUGGGGGCAGCCCCCCUCUGCAGGCAGGGCAAGCGGGGGCCAGCGUGGCAGCGGGUAAAGGCCAGGAACGGGGGCGAGGUGGCAAGACCGGGGUGGCGGUGCCGGGGGCCGGGGGUGGCCGCCUCCCCGGGCGCCAUGGCAGGAGGCUGGGGGUGGGGGCACCGGGGGCGUUUACAGCGCUGGGCCAGAGCAGGCAGCUGGACCAGGUGAAGCGUGCCGACGAGCUCCACAUCCGCGAGCGGUCGUUUUACACCCUCGGCAGGGUGGCGGGCGGCCCUCGAGGCCCCUACACCGGCCCCAGGAGUGCCGACAGCAGCCAGUCCUCUGAGGGCGAGCGGGGCAGCCAGAGCGACAGCCGACAGACAGGACUGCAGCCCUCGGGGUGGGGAGCCCCAGGGCACCCCCACGGCCGCUGGAGCCGGGGGACCCUCUGA